Molecule: messenger RNA, 1773 nt
Organism: Fusarium venenatum
Lineage: Eukaryota; Fungi; Ascomycota; Sordariomycetes; Hypocreales; Nectriaceae
Product: Alpha/Beta hydrolase protein
Source: RefSeq, a predicted model, not a curated record
AUGGCUGAAAAAGUACAAGGCCAGAAGGGCGUUUCGCUAACUUGGUUGGCUGCGUUACCUAUUCUUCUCGUAGCUGCCUUCACAGCGUAUCCUAAUGGGUUUGGCACAUCAGGACCAGAACCUGCGCCUUCUGUGACAAUCAAGCAGGGCACUAUCAUUGGCAAAUUCGUUGACGAUGGCACGUUUCCUCAGCCCUUAGAAGGAUUCAUGGGAAUUCCUUAUGCUGUUCCUCCUGUAGGUGAACGGAGGUUCAAGCAUGCUGAACCAGUGGGUGCAAAUAAUGAAACCAUUGAAGCUUAUUACUUGGGACCUAGGUGUCCCGGAAAGCAACUCGUCCCUUUCCUCAAAGAUCCCAUUCUUGGUCCCGACUAUGAAUCAGAGGAUUGUCUCACCAUCAAUGUCUGGCGCAAGAAAGGCCAUACUACAGAAAAGGGGAAGUUACCAGUCGCCGUUCUGGUCCCGGGCGGUGCGUUCAAUCGCGGUGCAGCACGAAUGCAUAAUUCGCAUACUAUGCUUGCUUUCUCAGAGGAGCCAUACAUUGCUGUUAGCAUGCAAUACCGCAUUGGUGUAUUCGGCGGCAUGAACACUGAGUUGACCGCCAAAGAAGGCCUUUUGAAUCUUGGAUUGAAGGAUAUGUAUGUUGCGCUUGAGUGGGUUCAGGAGAAUAUUGGGGCGUUUGGGGGUGAUUCCGAUGAUGUUACAAUCAUGGGCUUGAGUGCUGCUGCUCAUGGUAUUGGACACCUCAUCAUGGAUAUAAACCAACCAAAAAAGCUCUUCCACAAAGCGAUAAUGGACUCGGGUGCUCACACAGCGCGUGCAGUUCAUCCCCCGGAUGCAUCUCUCAACUCACAGCACUUCCGCGAGCUUUUGGAUCUGACGCCGUGCUCGCACUUUAAGAACCUCAAAGACCCCAAGAUCUUGACUUGUCUGCGCGGUCUUCCCUCUGAAACGGUAGACAACGCAGGUAAAGAAGUAUUUACACGCUCAGAUCCUUCCAUUCGUUGGGCUUGGCAACCUGUCAUUGACAACGAUAUCAUUUCGCGUCGACCGAUCGAGGCUUGGAAGUCUGGAAAGUUUCACAGAGUGCCUAUCUUGACUGGCUCGGCCGCGAACGAGGGUGCUUAUUAUGUCCCUCUCAAGGCUGAUAAACCGGAAGAAUUUACGGGAUUCUUCAAGAGUCUUUUGCCGCAUCUCACGAGUUCUGAAGUUGCAGAGCUAGAGAAGCUGUAUCCUGAUCCUUUGGCACACCCUGAUUCGCCACAUCUUGAUACACGCGGUAUUCCUGGUGUAGGAUCACAGUACAAACGACUCGAAACUGCCUAUGGACACUACGCGUAUACAUGCCCUGUUCGCCAAACAGUUAUAUGGGCAACAUACCAUGAGUCCGCACAGCCAGCAUAUCUGUACCACUGGGCUCUGAACAAGACUGCUUUGUUCGGCGCUAAUCACGGUGACCAAAUGCGUUAUCAAACCUUUAACAAAGAAGUACGCGAGAUAUCCCCUGUUCAGAGGGAUGUAUCGGGACAGUUCCAUGCGUAUUGUACUAGUUUUAUCACAAAGGGUGACCCAAAUGCUAUCAAGGGAAGAUUUGCGCAUAGACCAGAUUGGACAUCUUUUGAGAAUGGAAAAGGCAAGACGAUGAUUCUUGGGAGAGGAAAUGAUGAAAGGGCUGGGGGGGUUGGGGUUGGAAAGGCGGCUGAAUUGGUGGAUUUUACAUGGGGGGAUGAGCAGUGCGAGUUUUGGUGGAGAGUCUCCAGUAAGUGGGAGGACUAG